CCCCAGCAUCCAAAGAGCAAAAAGCCAAACUGUGAAGUAACUUGGUUUGUCAACCAAAGUCCGAAGGCAGGACAGGAAAAAACAAUCGUUCGUUUUAGCUUGAUUUUUUUUCCCAUCUUGCAAGUUGUGGGUUGUUGUUUUUUUUUAAAUCCUUCCUCUGGUUUGGAUGCGAAAAGGGGCUGACAGGGAAAUAGGUCUGCAGGGCAAGGGGAAGAGUGAAAAUGCCGCAGCCCAUGCCACAGGAACCCCAGAAGGGGAAAAUGACUGUGCUGCUUGCUCUGGUGACACUCAUUGCGGCAUUCGGAUCACUUUCCAGUAUGGAUAUAAUGUCUCUGUGAUCACUUCUCCAGCUCCGUUCAUGCAACAGUUUUACAAUGAGACCUACCAGGGACGAUACAGUAAAUAUAUGGACGAGAGCUUGAUGACCGCUCUAUGGUCUCUGAGUGUGUCCUUCUUCCCACUUGGGGGGUUCUUUGGAUCGCUGAUGGUGGGGCCCAUGUGAACAACUGUGGCAGGAAAGGCACCCUCCUCA
Messenger RNA from Thamnophis elegans (Western terrestrial garter snake), 532 nucleotides. Its product is annotated as solute carrier family 2, facilitated glucose transporter member 5-like. Gene Ontology annotation, molecular function: hexose transmembrane transporter activity. Lineage: Eukaryota; Metazoa; Chordata; Lepidosauria; Squamata; Natricidae. Gene Ontology annotation, cellular component: membrane. The record is from RefSeq and is a predicted model, not a curated record. Gene Ontology annotation, biological process: monosaccharide transmembrane transport.